Molecule: messenger RNA, 1383 nt
Organism: Helobdella robusta
Lineage: Eukaryota; Metazoa; Annelida; Clitellata; Rhynchobdellida; Glossiphoniidae
Exons: 6
Coding region: 1-1383 (460 amino acids)
Source: RefSeq, a predicted model, not a curated record
AUGUGCAAGAAAAUUCAAGUGGGAUGUGGUUUGAGGUGUCAACAACAAUACCCAGAAUAUUACAAGUGUCAGAUACGCUUUGUAAAACAACUCAAUCAAGUUGAACGAGAUAAAGUAUAUCUGCUUUUUGGAACAAUCUGCAUAUGUAAUCAUUCAUGGCAGAGUGUCUUGCUUGUCUUCCUAAACCAAGCCUACACGAUAAACCAUGGUGACCCAACUGAGAAACAUCCGCCCCACACAAGCAUCAGUAACCUGACACCACCGUUCGGUUUAUUUGAUGAUGAAAACUUUGUUAAUAAUGUUUCGGAAUUUUACACAAAUGACGACAUUGUUGGAGCUUUAAAAAUAUUAAAAAAUGAAAUGGAAGUCAAUAAAAGUGAAAAACACGACAAAAUCAUACCUCGUGGAACGACUAAAAAAGAAAGUAGUGACCUGGAAAAAAUUCCAGAUAUGGAAAGUUUGAUUAAAUUAAAUUUUGAAAGUUUAAAGCGAGAAAUUACCGACAUAUUGCACAGCCAACAGCAGCACGUGCUUAAUACCUUAGAGGUGCACAACAAGGAAAUUUGCGCGGUAAAAAACACCGUUAAUAAUAUAGCGCUGAACUACGAUAAAACGACAUAUUAUAAUCACCACAACAAACUGCUUUCAAACUCGAAUCCCUUAGGACGAAGUAGCAAAAUGCAUCAUUGUAGCUACGCUGACAAAGUUUCAUCGAAUUUAUUAAUAUCUGGCACUAAAACAUCACAUUGUAAUGAAGUUGAAAAAAGUAUAUCGUCAAAGUUACUUGAGAAGUCAAGCGAUUUAAUUAUUGACGUAAAUAAUCAAAAUUUCAACCCUGGAAACCUGUGGUCAGAUGCCGAAAAAACACCAGUGGAUGAUGGGUUUAGAGAGUACAUUUCCAGAAAUAAAAAAAGAGCCAGACUAAACAACUCAUCUGAAGAUAAUAAUGAAAUGAAAUCAAGUGGUACCACCAGUAACUCAGGCAAUGUUAACGCAUCCAUUCCAAAACCAAUUAAAAAAAUUAUUGGCAUCAAAGUAAUCGAUAACUGCAAACUUCAGGCUAAAAAAAACCUUAUAAGAAAGACCGUUUUCUUGAUGAGCAACGUAAAAAGAUGUCACAGAAAUGAUGUCAUAGAUUUUCUUAAAACAAGUGGUAUAAACGUUAUCUCUUGUUUUCCGGUGAUAAAACGUUCUAAUCAGGAUAAAAGCGAUCCAGUAAACAAGGAUGAGGAAGAAUCAACGAUGUUUCGUGUAUGUGUCGAAAGUUGCGAUGAACCGAAGAUGAAGGACCCGGAAAUUAUGUUAAAACACAUCAUUGUACGCGAAUGGCGUUUCGGGAAAAACACCGACAAAAACUCCGAUACGACGAACAAACAUGGCUGA